AUGAACUUUAAAGGUUUCAUUUUGAGAUUAUUAGAAAUAAAAAAUCCAGAUACCCAUUAUUUGACCCCAGUUAACCUCUUUAGUGUUCUCUUCUCACUUACACUUGAAGCACUAAAUGUGGAUGCAUUGAGCAUUAAAAUACCGAGUUUAUGCUUACGUACUCCCGAACGUCGGAAUCCGGCACAGUUAAGAAGGGUCUUACUUCUCUUUGUUUUUCUGAGUGGGUCUCUAACUGUGUCAGAGUCCGGUCGCUAUUCUGUGACUGAGGAAAAAGAGGGGGGCUUUUUAAUAGCCAACCUAGCAAAGGAUCUGGGGCUGAGGGUAGGAGAACUGGCUGAGAGGAGGGCCCAUAUUGUGUCCAAAGGGCGUAAACAGCAUUUGCAGCUCAACCAUCAAACCGGUGAUUUGCUCCUGAAAGAAAAAUUGGACCGGGAGGAGCUGUGCGGUCUUACAGAGCCAUGUCUACUAGAUUUUCAGGUAUUGCUACAAAACCCUAUGCAGCUGUUUACAAAUGAGCUCCAGGUCAUAGAUGUAAAUGACCAUUCCCCUGUAUUCCUUGAAAACGAAAUGCAGCUGAAAAUCCUAGAAAGCAGCCUACCAGGAACAACAUUUCCUUUGGGAAAUGCUGAGGACUUGGAUGUGGGAAGAAACAGUCUCCAAAACUACAAGAUCAUUCCCAACUCCCAUUUCCAUGUUCUCACGCGUAGUCGUAGGGAUGGAAGGAAAUACCCAGAACUAGUGCUGGACAAAGCGCUCGAUCGCGAGGAGCAGUCGGAGCUCAGAUUAACGCUCAUAGCGCUAGAUGGUGGUUCUCCACCCCGGUCUGGGACAGCCCAGAUUCACAUCCUGGUCUUAGACAUAAAUGACCACGCCCCCGUAUUUUCACAGUCCCUUUAUGAAGUUCAAGUUCUAGAGAACAGUCCUCUUAACUCUGUCAUUGUCACUGUCUCAGCUAAUGAUUUAGAUACAGAAUCUUAUGGGACAAUAGCAUAUGCAUUUUCCCACGCUUCUGAAGAAACUCGCAACACUUUCCAAUUAAAUCCAGUUACUGGUGAUAUACAGCUAGUCAAAUAUCUGGAUUUUGAGGUGAUUAACACCUAUGAAGUUGAUAUCGAGGCCAAGGAUGGCGGGGGACUUUCAGGAAAAUCAACAGUCAUAAUUCAAGUGGGAGAUGUGAAUGACAACCCACCAGAACUGACCUUAUCCUCAGUUAACAGCCCCAUCCCAGAAAACUCGCUUGAGACUUUGGUUGCAAUUUUCAGCAUUUCCGAUCCAGACUCUGGAGACAAUGGAAAGAUGAUGUGUUCCAUAGAGGACGAUCUUCCUUUCUUCCUCAAUCCACCCACAGAUAAUUUUUAUACUCUGGUGUCAAAGGAAGCGCUGGACAGAGAGAAGAGAGACCAGUACAAUGUUACUAUCACUGUCACUGACUUGGGUACUCCCAGGCUGAAAACCCAACACACCAUCACGGUGUGGAUUUCAGAUGUCAAUGACAACGCUCCAACUUUCAAUACAACCUCCUACACCCUGUACAUCAGGGAAAACAAUAGUCCCGCCUUGCACAUCGGCAGUGUCAGCGCCACAGACAGAGACUCAGGCACCAACGCACAAAUCACCUACUCUCUGCUGCCACCACAGGACCCGCACCUCCCCUUCGCCUCUUUGGUCUCCAUCAACGCGGACAAUGGGCACCUGUUCGCUCUGAGGUCCCUGGAUUACGAGGCCUUGCAAGCGUUCGAGUUCCGCGUGGUCGCAGCAGACGCGGGCUCCCCAGCGCUGAGCAGCGAGGCACUGGUGCGCAUGGUGGUUGUGGACGACAACGACAACUCACCCUUCGUGCUGUAUCCACUGCAGAACAGCUCUGCUCUUUGCACUGACCUGGUGCCCAGGGCUGCCGAGGUGGGCUACCUGGUGACCAAGGUGGUGGCGGUGGACAGUGACUCAGGUCAGAAUGCCUGGCUGUCCUAUCAGCUGCUCAAGGCCACCGAGCCUGGGCUGUUCAGCGUGUGGGCUCACAACGGCGAGGUGCGCACUGCCAGGCUGCUGAGCGAGCGCGACCCGGCCAAGCACAGAUUAGUGGUGCUGGUCAAAGACAAUGGCGAGCCUCCAAUGUCAACCACCGUCACACUGCACAUACUCCUGGUGGAUAGUUUCCAACAGCCCUACCUGCUGCUCCCGGAGGUGACCCGGGACAAGACCCAGACCGACUCAAUCACCGUCUACUUGAUCGUUGCGUUGGCGUCAGUCUCGUCACUCUUCCUGUUCUCUGUACUGGUAUUUGUGGCAGUGCAGCUGUGCAGGAGGAACAGGGCCACCCCAAUGCUUGAGGGCCACUUUCCUGGCCACUUGAUGGAUGUGAGCGGUACCAGGACCCUGCCCCAGAGCUACCAGUAUGAGGUGUGUUUGAUGGGAGACUCAGGAAUAAAUGAGUUCAAGUUCCUGAAGCCAAAUAUUCCCAGUGGUCUAUUUCAAGACACUGAGCAAGACUACAAGCAAGAAGAAAAUUCCAACUACAGAAAUAGCUUAGGUUUUCAUUAG
Molecule: messenger RNA, 2538 nt
Organism: Chrysochloris asiatica (Cape golden mole)
Lineage: Eukaryota; Metazoa; Chordata; Mammalia; Afrosoricida; Chrysochloridae
Gene: PCDHB3
Product: protocadherin beta 3
Exons: 4
Coding region: 1-2538 (845 amino acids)
Biological process (GO): homophilic cell-cell adhesion
Cellular component (GO): plasma membrane
Molecular function (GO): calcium ion binding
Source: RefSeq, a predicted model, not a curated record